Bacidia gigantensis is the source of this 1539-nucleotide messenger RNA. RefSeq lists its product as uncharacterized. Bases 1 to 1539 code for a protein of 512 amino acids. The record is from RefSeq and is a predicted model, not a curated record. Lineage: Eukaryota; Fungi; Ascomycota; Lecanoromycetes; Lecanorales; Ramalinaceae. The transcript is spliced from 2 exons.
AUGACGACAAUCUGGGAGCCCCUGGACGUCUCUAAGGCCGAGAUACGCCUUCUCACGCUGUACCCGAGCAAUAAACUUACAGAUCGACCUGAGUGUUCACUCCGAAUUGUCUCAUUAAAUGAUAGACCUUAUUUCGAGGCCCUGUCAUAUGUCUGGGGUAAUCCAGAUGUUAAGGUUCCCAUACGGUUGAAUCAGCAACAGUGGUUUGUUACCCCAAACCUAGAAAGUGCCCUGAGGUACCUCAGACAUAAAGAUGAAAGCGUCGAUCUCUGGGUGGAUGCCAUCUGCAUUAAUCAACAGGAUCUGGAAGAGCGCAGUAACCAAGUGCAGUUGAUGGAACAGAUAUAUACUCAAGCAAGCGGAGUCAGAGCCUGGCUUGGUGAAAGUGAAUUCGGCGUCGAAGAAGCCUUCGAAUUACUGCAACAGGUGAGACAAAAGAAGGAAGCUAAAAAAAUGACCGUCAAAGGCGCUUCUUUGAAUGCAUCGCAUAUCGAAAAGGCGACCGGUCUUGCUCAAAGAGCUUGGUGGAAUCGUGUGUGGGUUCAGCAAGAGGCUAGCCUGAAUGAGAAAGUGACCAUACACUGCGGCAGCAUAUCGACAGACUUAAAUGAUAUUGCGCAUAUCGCAGACUUUGAUGUCGAUCGGCAAGUACAUGAUAUAGAGGGUCUAAGUGAUACGUGGCGUAAGUUUCGUGAGACUAGCCAGAAGAAUCUGAUGUAUGGGCGUGUAAAGCGAUGUGAGUCCGCGAGCAGCUUUCUUUACAACCUUGCGAGUGGUCUAAGCUUGGACGCCUCGGAUUCUCACGAUUACAUCUAUGGAUUCCUAGCCUUAGCCCCUUCUGAGCUUCGGAAAGUCAUCAAACCAGAUUACGGACAGUCUUCCGAACAGACCUUCAUCGACUUGGUUCUUGCAGUCUCAAGUGUCACGAGAAAUCUGCAGGUUCUGGACUUUUCCGGAAUCGACUUGCAGAGGGAUCCUGACCUGCCAACGUGGGCUCCAGAUUGGCGAAAGGUCACCGAUCAGAUUCCGCCACUGCACGAAGAAGAUUGUGGAACGCCCCCAAUAUGGUUGCUGGCGUCGAACGGAGUCUCGAUGGACUACGUUGGCAGGUAUCAUGAUUCAGAAAUGGAAUGCAGAAGAGUAACACCUGAAGACUGGUUGAUUUAUCGUGACUGUACAAAGAUGGUGAAAAAUAUUACACAUGGCUCUAAUUAUGACUUUACAACUUCAGAAGAUGACUUGUUGGCGUUUCGACUCGAUGUCAAUUCCGGCAGCGUGGGUCGCAAGCUUUUCAGGACAGACAAAGACUACAUUGGCGCUGGUCCCAUGGAGGCACGAGAAGGUGAUUGCGUAUACAUUCUGGCCGGCGGUUCAGUACCUUAUAUAUUGCGUCCGGUAGAGUCUGCUACUAGACUCGGCUCCUUCAGAUAUGUGGGGACAUCUUAUGUUCAUGGGAUCAUGGACGGAGAAGCUGUGAUUGGUGCAGAUGAUGCGUCGACGACCUCUCGGCAUGGCUGGAGUCAGGUGUUCCUUGAGUAG